GGUCCCCGUUUGAAAGAGAGAUAUUGCGUUUGCCACCUUGCAACUGGUGACUUGCUUCGUGCAGAGGUAUCCUCUGGAUCGGAGAUAGGCAAGAAAAUCAAGGAGGUCAUUGAUGCAGGGAAGCUGGUGAGUGAUGAUCUGGUGGUGGGGAUGAUAGCGCAAAAUCUCAACAAACCGGAAUGUAAGAAUGGCUUCAUCCUUGAUGGAUUUCCUCGCACUGUUGGUCAGGCAGAGAAGCUUGAUGACAUGUUGGAGCAGAGGAAGCAGAAGCUGGAUUCUGUAAUUGAGUUCUCUAUAGACGAUAGCCUGCUGGUUCGCCGUAUCACAGGCCGUCUCUUUCACAAACCCUCUGGCCGCUCAUACCAUGAAGAGUUCUACCCCCCCAAGGUCCCAAUGACUGAUGAUAUCACUGGGGAGCCAUUGAUCCGGAGGUCGGACGACAACCCAGAAACACUGAUUAAGCGACUGGAAGCCUACCACAAGCAGACUUCUCCUCUUGUUGAUUAUUAUGCCAGAAAGG
This is a messenger RNA of Penaeus monodon (black tiger shrimp), 520 nucleotides long. It is a transcript of the gene Ak2, whose product is annotated as adenylate kinase-like. The record is from RefSeq and is a predicted model, not a curated record. Gene Ontology annotation, cellular component: cytoplasm; mitochondrion. Lineage: Eukaryota; Metazoa; Arthropoda; Malacostraca; Decapoda; Penaeidae. Gene Ontology annotation, molecular function: AMP kinase activity; ATP binding. Gene Ontology annotation, biological process: ADP biosynthetic process.